Molecule: messenger RNA, 5266 nt
Organism: Poecile atricapillus (Black-capped chickadee)
Lineage: Eukaryota; Metazoa; Chordata; Aves; Passeriformes; Paridae
Gene: CARNS1
Product: carnosine synthase 1
Exons: 9
Coding region: 698-3337 (879 amino acids)
Biological process (GO): carnosine biosynthetic process
Molecular function (GO): metal ion binding; carnosine synthase activity; ATP binding
Source: RefSeq, a predicted model, not a curated record
CCCCGGUCAUUUGUCCCCUAUCCCCGUCCCCGUCCCUGUCCUCGUCCUUUGUCCCGCUCCCUACCCCAGUCCCUUGUCCCCGUCUCCCAGCGGUGGCACCCCGGCCUCGCCACCGUCGCCCCCGCUGUCCCCUUCGUCCUGCCACCCCCUUCGGUGUCCCGGUCCCCCCGGUGUCCCCGGUCCCGCCCCGCCCCGCCCCGCCCGAGCAGGACACGGCGCCACCGCCGGGACCGGCGCGGGCAGAGCCGCUGCUGAGGCCGCGACAGCACCGGGACCGACACCGCCAAAUCCCGACAGAGCCCGACACCGCCGGGACCGGAGCGGGCAGAGCCGCUGCCGGCUGCGACAACAGCAGGACACACCGACACCGACAGACACCGGCACCGACACCGGCGCCCCUUUGUCACCAGGAUGGUGAGUGGCCCCCGGGUGGGGGGUCCGGGCGGAGCUCUCGAAGUCCCAGCCGAGCCCGGAGCGGGUGCCCAGCCCGGAGGAGCAGGAGUGGGCAGGGCCCGAGGCGCUGUGCCCGGGCUGGCUGGAGGACGAGGCCCCCGAUGGCGAAGUGCCCGGGGACAGCGGGGACCCCGACUGUGCCACCCACGCCUACGAGCGGCUCCAGAGCGCCCUGUGCCAGGAGGGGCUGCCCCCCACGCUGGACUGCUCCGCGGAGCCCCGCACGGGAUUUGGCCCGCUGGACAUGACCGUUUGCAUCCUGGGCUCCUCCACCCCCUUCCUGCCUGUCCUGCUGGAGGGUGGCACCCGCUGCCCAGGUGCCAUGGUGCUGUGCCUGUCCCCAACCUGGGCCAGCCGGGUGCCAUCGGAGACGUCUCCAGGCGCCUGGUCCCUGCUGCUCUCUCGGGGGGUCUCCUUCAAGGUGGGGGGGCACAGCGCCCUGGAGACCUUCGUGCCCCCCCGCCGCGCCAACUACGUGACGGGCACCUUCGCGCCGGGGGACCCCGAGAGCGGCUGGGUGGGCGAGCUGGCCCGUGACCUCGACUGCCCCACGGGGGGCUCGGUCCCGCUCGCCCACCGGCUCGAGGACACGCUGGUCGCCCGCUGGGUGCUGGCGGCUCGCGCCAACCUGCCUGUGCCCCCCACCCUGGCCUUUGUCCUGGGGACCAGGGGGGACCUGCCCGCCGAGCCCGUGGCCCCCGGGGUGAGGCUGGUGCGGCUGGAGGACCCCCACGGCCAGCAGAGCCUGGUGCAGGAGGAGGUGGGAGCCUUCCUGGGGGGCACCGCCAUGGAGCCCUACGGCCAGGUGGUGGUGCGGCCGGCGGGGUGGCGGUGGUGGGGGACAGGCACCCGCAGCACCCACAGGAAGGAGGAGGGGGCGGCGGUGGCGCAGGCGGUGGGUGCCCGGCUCCGGGGGCUGACGGAGGAGGACAGCGUCCUGCUGGAGGCCAUGGUGCCCACCGCCCGCCUGCCCGCGCCCCCCCCACGCAGCCCAGCCCCGCGGCUGCCCAUGGCCCUGCGCAUCUGCACCCUCGUCUGCAGGUCCUGGGGGGACCGGCCCCAGCUCUGCCAGGUGGCCUGCGCCGUGGGACGCGCGGAGAGCCCGGUGCGUCACGGCGCGGCGCUGCCCCAGGGCCUGGACUCCAGCCUGCAGCAGUGGGGGGUGGUGGCCCCCAGCCAGCGACAGGCGCUGGCCACACGGCUGCGGGAGGCCACCGAGGCCGCCAUGGCCGCCCUCCUGGCCACCGAGGCCGAGCUGAGCCCGCAGCAGCGCGGUGGCACCCGUGCCCACACCGACAUCCUGGGUGAGCACGGCGCGGGUGACACCGCCGGUGCCCGCGGUCACCCCGCCGUGCUGAGCGCGGUGUCACCGUCACCAUCCCCAGGCGUGGAUUUCCUGCUGGCGUGCGUGGAUGAAUCGCUGGAGCUGGUGGCCCUGGCCACCAACAGCCAGCGGUGCCUGGAGACCUGCGCGCUGGCCGAGGCCAUGGGGCGCGGCGUGGGCGAGCCCCGCGGGGACCUGCCGCGGCUGCUGGCCGAGGCCAUGCUCCACCGGGCUCAGUGUCACCUGGUCGAGGGCAAGGACAUCCUGCUCAUCGGGGCCGGGGGCGUCAGCAAGAGCUUCGUGUGGGAGGCGGCCCGCGACUACGGGCUGAGGAUCCACCUGGUGGAGUCGGACCCGGAGCACUUCGCGGCGGGGCUGGUGCAGACCUUCCUGCCCUACGACAGCCGGGAGCACCGGCGGGACGAGGAGCACGCGGAGCGGGUGCUGGAGCUGCUGCGCUCCCGGGGGCUGCGGCCCCACGCCUGCCUCUCCUACUGGGACGACUGCGUGGUGCUGGCGGCCCUGGUGUGCCAGGGGCUGGGGCUCCGCGGCCCCGCGCCCGCCGCCGUGCGGGUGGCCAAGCAGAAAAGCCGCACUCACCGGCACCUGCAGCGCUGCCGCCGCGGCCGCCCGCCUCCCGCCGCCUUCGCCGUGCCCUGCCGCCGCCUGCAGAGCCACGGCGACGUGGAGCGGGCGGCGAGCGCCGUGCCCUUCCCCGCCGUGGCCAAGCUGGAGUUCGGAGCGGGUGCCGUGGGCGUGCGGCUGGUGGAGAACGCCGGGCAGUGCCACGCUCACGCCGCCCGGCUCUGGAGGGACCUGCGCGACGACGCCGACCACCCGGGCAUCGGGCUGGGCUGGGGCAACGCCAUGCUGCUCAUGGAGUACGUGCCGGGCACCGAGCACGACGUGGACCUGGUGGUCUUCGAGGGGCGGCUGCUGGGCGCCUGGGUGUCGGACAACGGCCCCACGCGUGUCCCCGCCUUCCUGGAGACGGCGGCCUGCCUGCCCUCCUGCCUGCCCGCCGACCGGCAGGCGCAGCUGGUGCGGGCGGCGCUGGAAUGCUGCCGGGCGUGCGGGCUGCGCGACGGCGUCUUCAACGUGGAGCUCAAGCUGGGGCCGGCGGGGCCGCGCCUGCUGGAGAUCAACCCCCGCAUGGGGGGCUUCUACCUGCGCGACUGGAUCCGCGAGGUCUACGGCCCCGACCUGCUGCUGGCCGCCGUGCUGGUGGCGCUGGGCGUGCCGCCGGUGCUGCCCGCUCGCCCCGCGGCCCGCACGCACCUGGCCGGGGUGAUGUGCCUAGGAUCGGAGCACGGCGAGAUCCUGGCGGGCGGCGGGGGCAUGGAGGCUCUGCGGGAGCUGCACGGCCGCGGGCUCGUCCGCCUCAACCGGCUCUUCGAGGAGCCCGAGGGGGCCGGGGAGUACGAGGAGCCGCUGCUGAGCGUGGCGUGCUCCGGGGCCACGCUGGCCGAGGCUUGCGAGCGCCUGCUGGGGCUCUGCCAGGGGCUGGGCAUCGACUCCCCGCGAUAUCCCGUGGAGCACUUCUUGUCCCACUUCAAAUAGCGCCGGGCAGGCAGCGGGGAGAGCGGGGGAAUGGGUGCCCCGGCACGCCCCGGCACCCCCUCCCGUCGCCCCGCCGCCCCUCCCCAGCAUCCCCCUGCCGCCCCGUCCCGCUGUCCCCCCAUCCCGUGGCCUGGUACACCAUGCCCUGGCACCCCGGUACCGCUCUGGGUCCCAGUCACUUGCCCUGCCCCCCCACUGCCUGGCAUUCCCUUUCAUCCUGGCCUCCCAUCCCCUGGCAUCCCCUCACUCCCAUGGCAGCCCAUCCCCUGGCAUCCUGACAUCCCAUCCGCUGGGAUCCUCCUAUUAACCUGGCACUCCAUCCCCUGGCAUCCUGAAACCCUUUCUCCUGGCACCCCCCCCACUACUCUGACACCCCAGUCCCUGGCAUCUUCCAUGUCCUGGAACCAUAUUCCCUGGCAUCCCCUUCCGUCCUGGCACUUCACCUUUCCAUCACACUGACACCCUAAGAGUCCCCCUCUCCCAAUCCACGCACCACCAUCCCUCCUGGCAUCCCUCCAUUACCCCACCACCCCAUCCCUCUGCCCUAGCACCCCAUUUCCUGCUUCCCAACAUUCCACCCUUUCUCCCCUGUCCCUCCCUGUCCCCUCUGCCGUGUCCCUACAGUCUCUACCCUCAGUGCCCCCUGUCCCUGAAGCUGGGGGUCCCAUGCCUGGGACAUGGACAUACAGGAGGACACUGACCCCUGCUGAACCCGUGCCAUCCCCGGGGGCGGCAGCCAGGACCCGCCCCCAGGCACCCAGGCCACCCCAUGAGAGCAACAGGUGAAGCUUGAGGUGUGUUGGCACCUGCUGGCAUGGGGAGACCCUACAAUAACACACCAUUAUGGGGAGACCCCAUAAUGACAAAGAAUUAUUGGGACAUCCCAUAAUAAAAAAGAAACAUGGGGAGACCCCACAAUAACAGACUGAAGUGGGGAGACCCCACAAUAACAAACUGGCUUGGGGAGAACCCACAGUAACCAACCUGUGUGGGGAGACCCUACAACAGCAUACCUUGAAUGGGAAACCCCACAAUAACAAACUGACAUGGGGAGACCCUACAAUAACAAACUGACAUGGGGAGACCCUACAAUAAUAGACCUGCACAGGAAGACCCUACAAUAACAAAGGGGUACCCAGGGCUUCCCUGGAGCAGCUCAGAAAAUCCUCUGGGAAGAGACUUGUGUGGGAAACCCAUGUGAUAUAGGGCUGUCACUGGGGUGGCCCUACAGGAACACCAAUGACUCUGCACUAACGCCCAGCCCCUGUAAUGUCUGAGAUCCUACAGUAACACCAGACACCCUACAACAACACAGAGCCCCUGUAGUGCCCCUGACCCUACAAUAACAGUAGUGACCCUACAGUACACCCAAGAUCCUACCGCCCUCACAGCCCUACAAUAACACCAGAGAUCGCACAGUAACACAGAGCCCCUGUAGUGCCUGAGAGCCUGCAAUAACACACAGCCACUUUAGUGUCUGAAACCCUCCAAUAAACCCCAGUCCCUGUAGUGCCCCUGACCCUACAAUAACACCGGUGACCCUACAAUAACACCAGAGACCCUUCAAUAACACACGGCCCCUGCAGUGCCCCUGGUCUUGCAAUAAUACCAGAGGCCCUACAAUAACAUCAGUGACCCCACAAUCACCCCCAGCGACCCGACAAUAACCCCAGUGCCCCGCAGCCCCACUCGUGUCCUCCGACGCCGCGGAAACCCCGCGCGGGAUCUCUGACGUUCCUCUGACGUCACGGCGGCGCCGCUGACGUCAGCGCGGCGCAGCGGGGGCGGGGCGGGGCCGGGGACCCCAGUAAAGGCUGUGAGCGGCCGCGCUGCCUCUGUCGUGUUCCCUGCGCCACCCCCGGGGACCCCCUGUCCCCGUGUCCCCCGCGCAGGGGACAUCCCGGUGACGCGCGCGCGGGAGGGGCGUGG